Messenger RNA from Macrosteles quadrilineatus (aster leafhopper), 384 nucleotides. Its product is annotated as cuticle protein 16.5-like. Lineage: Eukaryota; Metazoa; Arthropoda; Insecta; Hemiptera; Cicadellidae. Bases 3 to 323 code for a protein of 106 amino acids. The transcript is spliced from 2 exons. The record is from RefSeq and is a predicted model, not a curated record.
CCAUGAGCUCCAGUCUGUUCAUCGUCUUCGCUCUGACUGUGGCGGGAGCUAGUGCUGCCCCCAGUGCCGUAAUCGCCGCCCCCGUAGCCUACGCCGCCCCCAGCGUAGUCACCGCCUCCAGUCAUCAAGUAGUAGCUAGGAACUACAAUGGUUUGGCACCCGUUGUCCCUGCGGCCCCCUACGUUUCUCCAUAUGCAGCCCCCUACGCUGCACCUUACGCUGCACCCUACGCUGCACCCUAUGCUUCGCCCUAUGCUGCCCCCUACGUAGCAGCCCCCUAUGCUGCUCCUUUGGCCCCUUACGCAGCACCCUACGUCUGGUGAAUGGCAAAUGUUUGAACCCAUUAGUGAUUUUUAGAAAAUUGUAAAUAUUUAAUAAAUUCUU